Messenger RNA from Batrachochytrium dendrobatidis JAM81, 902 nucleotides. RefSeq lists its product as uncharacterized. Bases 1 to 843 code for a protein of 280 amino acids. The transcript has 8 exons. The record is from RefSeq and is a predicted model, not a curated record. Gene Ontology annotation, molecular function: actin filament binding. Gene Ontology annotation, biological process: barbed-end actin filament capping; actin cytoskeleton organization. Gene Ontology annotation, cellular component: F-actin capping protein complex; actin cortical patch. NCBI's taxonomy places the organism in Eukaryota, Fungi, Chytridiomycota, Chytridiomycetes, Rhizophydiales.
AUGACUGCGACUGACGCCGAGAAGCUCGAGAUUGUGUCUGGCUUUAUCAAGGACAGCCCGCCUGGAGAGAUUAACGAUGUGUUCAAUGAUGUUCGGUCUCUUGUAGCGGACGACUCGCUGUUGCAAAAUACCAUUGAAUCGACUUUUGCUGACCAUCAUGCAAAGCAGCUUGUCAGUGUUCAAGUCCCUUCCAAGGACUAUGAGGUUAUUCUAGGCGAGUAUGGCUGCAUUGAACCCAGCAAAUAUGUUGAUCCACGUUCUGGUCAGGCCCUUAUUGUAGAUCUUGUGCAUCAGACUGUCAAAAGUGUCGAACCAUAUCAUUCCAAGUGCUCUGCACACUUGCUUGAUCAGAGAGCUGCGCUUGAUGUUGCAGUUCAAGAGUACACUGCUAGUUUUUAUCCAUCUUCAGUAUGCACAGUUUGGGCUACAGAGGACGAGGCGCUGGUUAUUGCUAUAGUAGCCAACAAGUAUCAUCCCGAUAGUUUUUGGUCUGGCCGAUGGCGUUCACUGUGGAGAUUGGAGCCCAAAUCGUCAAUGCUUACUGGAUCUGCAAAAGUUCAAGUUCACUAUUACGAAGACGGAAAUGUUCAGCACAAUAGCACACAGGAUUAUUCUGUGAGCAUUACCGCGUCUGAUCAGGAGCCUUCAACACUUGCUGCUACUGUUAUCAAGCAUAUAAGCAAGCUGGAAGCAGAGUAUCAGACAACAUUGAAUGAUCAACAUAAUCGCCUUGCGCUCGAGACAUUUAAAUCCUUGCGUCGCGCUCUGCCAAUUUCUCGGACUAAAAUUGAAUGGCAGGGAAUUCUGUCGUACAAAAUUGGAUCGGAGCUUGUUUCCAAAUGAUCAUUUUCAUUUAUAUGAGACUAUCGUCCAUAUUCCAUAAUAGGCAAAAACUUUUUUUC